AUGAUCCAUCUUCUUGACACAUUUCCUGCGGACGCAAUGAUCGCUCAUGAAACCAUUCAAUCCAUCAUGACUCGCAUGGAAACCUCCAACACCAAUCAACCCAUUCGCAACGUUCUUCAAUUAUCCCAUCAACAUCAUGUCUUGUUAAUCUUUCGAAGAUUUGUGUCUUUUGGUGGAUGUUCGUUUUGUAACAGACGCACGAUGGAGCUUCUUGAAUUUUAUCGUUCUUUGACUCAGUUGAAUAUUUUACCUGUGGUGGUCUAUCCUGAAUCGAAAGAGAAGGGAGAGAAGUUCUUUAAUGGUUUAGAUGUUCCUGAGCUGGUUCAAAUUCCUCGAGUGGCUGAUCCAGACAGUGAAUUUACCUCUGCUUUUCAAGUCAACACCAGUCCCUACUCCAAGAAGGAUUAUCUCACCUAUCUGUUGCCUCAAUUACUACUCGCAAAGAAGGAUGGUUUUUCUCAGAGGGAAUUACUUCUUCAACGAUCGCACUAUGAAGGUAAAAGUUUGGACAUUCGACCUACCUUGUUUUUAUUGAGAGAAGGAAGAGUGGUGUUUGAAUGGAGAUUGAAUUAUGCCGAUCAUUGUACAGAAAUUAUUCAUGAUCUCAUCUUGUUGAUCAAAGUGAAUAAUGGAGUGAGUGAAAGGAUUUUGAGAGAAGAGGAGGAGGAGGAACAUGAGAAGUCGUCAUCCUCCUCUCUCACAAACUCGAUGACACCACAACAGUACUCUCAACGAUCGUCAUCAUCUCAACAAGACUUGAUUGAAGUCCGUGUCCAAGAAAGACCAGCCAUGAAUGAAUCUUCAAUAGAGAGUAGAGAAGAAACACCUCAAACGACAUUCAAUGAGGGGGUUGUGGUCAUUCCCAAUCCCAAUGUGGACAUUUCACAACAUAAAGAGACUCCAGAAAGCAUGGGUGGUUCUUCUGCUCCAGAGGUUGAGCUGAAUCCUUCCACUCCAGAAGAAUUGUCUUCUCAAAUCCUGGAUGAAAGUUUACAAAAUGAUUCUCCACACAUAACAACUGAACAAGCCAUAAUUCCUUCUUCCAUGAUCGAUCCAUCCCCAUUCGUGCAUAGUGAAUUCAUUGCCAUCACUAAGGACGUUCCCAAGUAUCGAAGAAUUCCAUCCUCUCCUCUCGUUCAAGUCAUUUCUUCAGAAAUGAAAGAACAAGAACAAUCUGAAAGAACAAAACGAGCCAAACGAAUAUUGGAACGACAAAGACGACAUGAGGUUUCAACUAGUUCGAAUGAAAGAUCAAGAACAAUUCGAAUUUCAUGUAUUUGUUCCUUUGAUUCGGUGGAGAUGGACGCCUCCAUUGACUUGAGAAGUGUGUUGAAUGAUUCCAAAAAGAGAAGGUAUUUCAAAUUGUUUUCACACUAUGAAUACAAUGCAGAGAACUUGUUGUUUUGGGAGGAAGUUCACGUCUAUUACAAACCCAAUGCUUACAUUUCCAAAUAUGGAAAGGCCAAGAAGCUUGCACAUUCCAUUGGUCAACAAUUUCUCUUCGAUUCUUCCUCCGUCCUAUUCAUCAACACCAACGACAAAUUGCGAGAAGAAGUGAGAACUCAAAUGAAGCGUUUAUUUAAAUACCACAACACUCAUGAAGUGAAACAUUUAUCCUCGGAAGAACAAGUCCAAUUCAAUGCACUCGCUCCCUUACUCUUUGACAGUAUUCUCAAUGAAAUGAUGACCCAAGUCUUGCCCGACAUGUUUGUUCGUUUCAAAGUGAGUCCAUUAUUCAACGAAAUGGAACAUAAAACCAAUCUUUCCAAAUAA
Molecule: messenger RNA, 1773 nt
Organism: Naegleria fowleri
Lineage: Eukaryota; Heterolobosea; Eutetramitea; Acrasida; Naegleriidae
Exons: 2
Coding region: 1-1773 (590 amino acids)
Source: RefSeq, a predicted model, not a curated record